Messenger RNA from Periophthalmus magnuspinnatus, 2491 nucleotides. It is a transcript of the gene foxn4, whose product is annotated as forkhead box N4. Lineage: Eukaryota; Metazoa; Chordata; Actinopteri; Gobiiformes; Gobiidae. Gene Ontology annotation, biological process: regulation of transcription by RNA polymerase II. The transcript is spliced from 10 exons. Bases 751 to 2268 code for a protein of 505 amino acids. The record is from RefSeq and is a predicted model, not a curated record. Gene Ontology annotation, molecular function: DNA-binding transcription factor activity, RNA polymerase II-specific; transcription cis-regulatory region binding.
AUUGCUCAAAGGAGCAGGACGCGGCCACAGCGGCGGGAAGCAAAUGAUCUACAAGCACUUCCCUUCAAACAAAGUUCACUCGCAUACGCAGAUGCCACUGCAGUGGCAACAUCACCUCUCACCAGGCCAAGGGGAACUCUACCUGGAGUAACUGGAAAAGGGAAUAAGAUUACGAAAGGAAGACUGAUUUUCUCCCGGGUUUACGCAUAGAGGCUAUUAUAGUUUUAUUUGUCUUACUAUUCAUUUGACUUGAAAAGAUAGAUAAUUAGACAUCGCACAAGACGCACCUGGAUUUCCAAAAGUAACCGAUGACCAAAAGUAAUGCGCACGUGAACUGCUCAUCAGUGGUCAAUGGGACAGACGUUAUAUUACAGUGUUGUACAAGUUGCAUGAUCACUGGCCAGAGACUCAUUUGGAUGUUUUUUUCGGAUGCACUGAAGGAAUACACAGAAAGCUUGGUCAAAACUAAGUGAACAUCACACAUUUAAGUCCAGUUUGUAGCUUUUACGCAUUGCUGUCAGCUGCAGAUUAUUGUAUCAGUUGUCAAACUUCACGGGAACCUGCCCCGGGCGAAUGGGAGCGCCCUCCAGGUCCGUACUGCGCAUGUCAGAGCGCUGGACAGCUCCAAAGAGGGAAAUUUAAAAACGGUUUUGGAGCGUCAAGGGCAACACACAGAAUACACUACAGGGAGUCACGGGCGGCUCACACAAUCUGCAUUAUCACCAGAAAGAGCACCACCCAUCACAGGAAAUGAUAGAAGGUGGGAUCACUUCAAGGAUGUCGGGAAUUAUAGAAAAUGCUGGGCAUCAUCCAUCUCCACAGGACUACAGACUCCUGACCACGGACCCCUCCCAGCUCAGAGAAGAGGACCUCCCUGGGGACCUGCAGUCUCUGUCAUGGCUUACCUCAGUGGAUGUGCCCCGGUUACAGCAGAUGGCCGAUGGCAGAGACCACAACAACGGCAGUUUGCUGCAGCAGCAGACAGCUCAGAUAAACAGCAUGCCCAUGACUGGACAAAGCUCCAUGCUUCAUCUUCAGAGCAACAUGCAGCACAGCCCCCUGGGAAUCAGCAUCAUUAACAGCCACACUGGAAGUAUGUCUCCUUUCUCCAUGAGUGGUGUACCCUCUCCUGGGUACCAAUGCCCUACCUCAGUGUAUCAGCCUACACAACAAGUGUAUUCACUAGCUCAAAGUGGACAACAGUGUUCAGCUGGUGGAUUAUACAGCAAUGUCUCUUUUGCCAACCAAAGUAUCUACACACAACCACGCAUCGCUCCUCAAGAGCAGGAACUGCAACCCAAAACAUUUCCCAAACCCAUUUAUUCUUACAGCUGUUUAAUUGCCAUGGCAUUAAAAAACAGUAAAACUGGCAGCCUACCAGUUAGUGAGAUCUAUAGCUUUAUGAAGGAGCACUUUCCCUAUUUUAAGACUGCACCUGAUGGUUGGAAAAAUUCAGUGAGACACAACCUUUCUUUAAAUAAAUGCUUUGAAAAAGUUGAGAACAAGGCAAGCAGCUCAUCCCGCAAAGGUUGUCUUUGGGCACUGAACCCUGCCAAAAUUGACAAGAUGGAGGAAGAGAUGCAGAAGUGGAAACGUAAGGACCUUCCAGCUAUCCGCCGCAGCAUGGCUAACCCUGAUGAACUGGAUAAAUUGAUCACUGACCGUCCUGAAAACUGCAGACGUAAAGCUUUAGACCCCAGCAUGACACGGUUGCCCACUGGUCCCCCAGUCCUACCAAUGGCCGCCCCAACACACCUGCAGUGCCAGCCUAUAGUCACUUUGUCGCUGCCCUGUUUGCCAAUGCACCAGCACCAUCAGCUCCACUCAAAGCUGCAGACUCGAUUACAGCCCAUGUCCCCUGCCCCAGCACAGACCCCGCCUCUACAUGUAGUACCUGAUGUCUCCCACAGUCCGCUUGCCCAUCAGCCCACCAAACCACCAGAUGAUUUCUAUUCUGUGCAGGCUGACACACACACAGAGGUAGACACACUGGAUCCUAGCAUCAUGGACUUUGCUUUUCAAGGUAAUAUUUGGGAAGAAAUGAAAGAUGACAGCUUUAACUUAGACGCACUGGGCAGCUUCAGUAACUCUCCAUUACGACUUUCAGACUGUGACCUGGGAUCAGCCAGUGUCCCUCUGGGUUCUAACACAUCAAACCUGCCUGAUGUGCAAGUGACCGGCCUGUACACUUCCUAUCCGCCCCAGGAGCCAUCCUCCCCCCAGUACACCCAUACAGGUGCAACAAGCAAACCCAUAAUUUUACUUUGAAGUCAUGGAAAGAAGACAUAAAGAUGAACUGUCACCAGCAGUAACCCUGCAGAACACAAACAGGUCAUCAAUGGACAGAAGACAAGAUUGAAAAGCAGUCAAUCUAAGAGCAGUGACGUAAAAGUAUAAAGAAUUUCACUUUAUUUUACAGAAACUGUUAAAAGCAAAUAUACCUUUAAGUGACUGACUGUUAGCCUGACUAUAUACUGCUGUGGACCGUUUG